Messenger RNA from Didymodactylos carnosus, 207 nucleotides. NCBI's taxonomy places the organism in Eukaryota, Metazoa, Rotifera, Eurotatoria, Philodinida, Philodinidae. The record is from the annotation of a GenBank genome assembly.
AUGUCAACAUUAUUGAAACAAAAUCAUGCAUAUAAACUGAAUGAUUUAAGUACAGAGCCCGAUUCAGAUGAGAAUGGCAAAGCAACAAGUGAAGAAGACGACAACAAUAAUAAUGAUCAAGACAAUAGUUUUGAUUCCGAGAUAUUAGAUGAUGACCAUGAUGAUGAGAAUAAUACAAUUACAAAAGAAAAAAAUAUACUUUACUGA